AAACAUACAUACACACAUAGAGACACACGCUCACAGACACACGCAUACACACAUACAGACACACACACACACGCGUGCUCUGGGCCAUUCUGGCUCCGCAGCUCGAGGCUAUUUUAACAAAACGGUGUCGGCGCCACUUUCCCGAAGUGCAGAGGCGCUCAUUUAGCCCCGUGACUCCGCUGUGAGCACGAUCAGGCAGGCGUUGGUUGUUGUGUGGCCAGCUGAGAACUCCAAACACCAGGACACACACACAGACACACAUACAAAGACAGACAGAGAGAGAGAGAGAUUCUCGCCCGGGAGAGUUGAACUGGGUUCCUUAACGUAUUAGUGUGUGUGGAGGUGGGGGGGGUUGCUAACGGUUGGCUGCGUACGGUGCGAAAGAAGUUCAACAUACGUGUACGUGCGUAGUCUGUCUGUGUCGCCUUCAACGAUCGCUCACCGAGUGCGGAAACAGCGGAGGCGCGCCCAGUGGAUAAUACAGCCCCGGUGAAGGUGAGCGAGGUGAGGAGGUGAGCGAGUCGAGUUGCAGCGGCUCAGAGGGUUCCUCCUCGCGGCUCCUCGCUGGGAACGGACCAAGGCGGCGAAGGCAGCGGCAGCGGCAGCGGCGGCAGCUGAGACGACGUCGCUUGGACUCGGAAGCAACGUCGCCGCCAUGCACCAGGCCGACUGGGGCAACGCGGGCCAUGGGGCCACCAUGGAGCCGAACGGCGAAGGCCGCUCCGUGUCGGCCACGAGGUCAGCCGCCGGCAGGGCCGCGGCGGCCGCGGCGGCGGCGGCGUCGUUGGGCCCCGCUCACCGAUUCCUCGACCACUUCUUCAAGAAGCCGACUUUCUGUGACAUCUGCCACCACAUGAUCGUGGGCAAGACCAACGAAGGUGAGAUCGCCAAGUAUGGGAUGCGAUGCAAACUGUGCCGGAUCAACAUCCACCACAAGUGUGUGGAGAACUCCAAGGAGUGCUUCGGCAAAGUGCCACGUGGAUUCAAGAGGCAUUUCAGCACGCCUCUGGUGUUCAAGCAGCAUGGAGUAUUACCCAUUGUGAUUGACGACAAGGUGGACCCGGACUACGAAACGCUGCGCGUCGGCAACUCCCUGUCGCACCGCAACAAGGGCAAGGGCGACGAGGACGACAAGAAGGGAGGAAAGACUUCGGAGACAUCGCAAGACAACGACGUGGAGAGUGAAUACUUGGAGAACGAAAAUGAAAACGAUGAAGUGUUCGAGAACGCCGAAAACAUGGAGCAGAACUCGGACGAGACAAAGGGCAAGAAGCCGGGCAAGGACACGGUGACCUCGGCCUUCACCUACGUGGCCCUCUACCGCUUCCAGUCGCAGGAGAAGGACGAUCUCGACCUUCACCCUGGGGACCGGCUACAGGUGACUGAUGACUCCAACGAAGAGUGGUGGAAGGGCAAGAUUGGCGAGCGAGUGGGCUACUUCCCUGCCAACUUCACGCUGAAGAUCCGCACGACGGAGCGGGUGUUCCGCUGCGUGCGCACAUUCGUGGGCAACCGCUACCUGGGCCAGAUCACGCUCAAGCAGGAUCAGAUCUGCGUGGAAAAGGGCGGAGGGAGCAACGGCUUCCUGGCCGUGACGAGCGGCAGGAAGAAGGGCCUGGUUCCCGGCGACUUUCUCGAGCAGAUCUAACGGCGCCACCUCAACGGGACACGGGGGGUGGUGGUGG
Molecule: messenger RNA, 1685 nt
Organism: Petromyzon marinus (sea lamprey)
Lineage: Eukaryota; Metazoa; Chordata; Hyperoartia; Petromyzontiformes; Petromyzontidae
Product: SH3 and cysteine-rich domain-containing protein-like
Biological process (GO): positive regulation of protein localization to plasma membrane; positive regulation of voltage-gated calcium channel activity; skeletal muscle contraction
Molecular function (GO): protein binding
Source: RefSeq, a predicted model, not a curated record